Molecule: messenger RNA, 1494 nt
Organism: Histoplasma capsulatum G186AR
Lineage: Eukaryota; Fungi; Ascomycota; Eurotiomycetes; Onygenales; Ajellomycetaceae
Product: microfibril-associated protein
Exons: 1
Coding region: 1-1494 (497 amino acids)
Biological process (GO): mRNA splicing, via spliceosome
Cellular component (GO): U2-type spliceosomal complex
Molecular function (GO): RNA binding
Source: RefSeq, a predicted model, not a curated record
AUGCCGCCUCCAUUCCCAUCCUCUCGGGGUCGUAUGACUGCGAACCCGCAAAGGCCACAACGCUACCGACCGGGAAAACCAAUUGUUGAAGAACAAUCUUCUGAGGAAGAAGAUGACGACGAAGAUGAAGUUAAUAAUGAAGAAGAACAGCGAAGAGAACGUGAGAGGUUACGGCGGGAACAACGGAGAGCCCCUCCGCCGAAAGCGACAUCCUUCCCGGCCGGCUCCACAUCGAAAAUCACAAGCGGAGUGCAGGGUGUGAAAUUAGAUGGGGAAAGCGAGGACGAAGCAGGCUUCGUCACCGAAGAGGAAGAGGAAGAGGGAGAUGUGAAAAAGGUGCCAGGACGUCAAGCGCAUACAGCGGGCGAUCAAGUCAGUGGAAGUGAGGAAGAGGAAAGUGAAGAAAGCUCCGAAGUGGAAGAGGAAUCAAGCUCGGAAGACGAGACUCCGAAGCGACUAUUGCUUCGACCUACUUUUAUCAAGAAGAGUCAACGGAAGGAAUCUUUGACUCCGGCUGCCGCCUCUGCAGAUCCAGGUGUAGAAGACGCAGCUGAAAGCGCUCUAAGAAAGGAGAAAGCGGACCUUUUAAUUCGGGACCAACUAGUGAAAGAGGCAGCAGAGCGGGCCGCGGGGAAGAAAUCGUGGGACGAUGAUGAGAACGUUGAGGGUGAAAACGAAGAGCAAAUAGACGAUACUGAUGGGCUUGACCCGGCUGCUGAAUUUGCCGCAUGGAAACUUCGAGAGCUGAAACGUGUCAAGCGCGAACGAGAAGCCAUCGAGCAGGCGGAGAAAGAGCGCGAGGAGAUCGAGCGUCGUCGAAACCUCACCACGGAAGAGCGAGAACGCGAGGACCGCGAGUUCCUUACGCAACAAAAAGAAGAACGCGAAGCCGGAAGGGGGAAAGCUGGAUUUAUGCAACGAUAUUUCCAUAAGGGUGUAUUUUAUCACGAUGACAUGGAAGCCAAGGGGCUGGAUCGUCGCGAUCUAAUGGGAAGCCGAUAUAUGGAUGAGACGAAGAAUCGUGAAACUUUGCCACAAUAUCUACAGGUCAGAGAUGUGACCAAGAUUGGUCGAAAGGGUAGGACGAAGUAUCGAGAUCUCAAGACGGAGGAUACGGGGCGCUGGGGGGUAGAUGGAUAUAAUCGCUCCGUGGCAUCGAACAACGCCUCAAGAUUCGGGAUAGCUGAUGACAGAUUCCUGCCUGACCAGCGUGAUGGGGAUAGGAAUAAGCCUUUUGGUCCUACGGGAGCCAACUCCAGCGCCAUUAGAGAUCGGCCACGGGCCAGGCAACGGUCGCAGUCUGAAUCAAGAUCGAGGUCGAGGUCGAGGUCAAGAGUGCGAUCCCGACAGCGUUCGCCUUCACGAUCCAGAUCCGCUCCUCGAUCUCCACGACGUAGGGAUCGCUACCGCGACGACGACAGACACAGAAGAAAGCGAAGCCCAUCACCUUUCCAGGACAGAGACAAACGUCGUCGGAUAGGUUCACUUGCGUGA